Octopus bimaculoides (California two-spot octopus) is the source of this 1999-nucleotide messenger RNA. RefSeq names its product sodium- and chloride-dependent glycine transporter 1. NCBI's taxonomy places the organism in Eukaryota, Metazoa, Mollusca, Cephalopoda, Octopoda, Octopodidae. Gene Ontology annotation, molecular function: amino acid:sodium symporter activity. Gene Ontology annotation, biological process: nitrogen compound transport; amino acid import across plasma membrane; sodium ion transmembrane transport. The record is from RefSeq and is a predicted model, not a curated record. Gene Ontology annotation, cellular component: plasma membrane.
AAAUCAAGUGGUGGAGGGGGAAGACAGACAUUAAUAUUGAUUAUAUAAUCAAGUAUUAUUAUUAUUAUUAUUAUUAUUAUUAUUAUUAGUUUGUUUUUCUCUUGUAUUGCUUUGACUUCUACUUCACUCAGUUGUUAUGGAGGUUUACAAGUUACACGCGGAACAGAAACCCACAAAUGGCAUAUGCCAAGGAGCAGAAAUCACUGAAGCUCCAUCAUCAGGAGGAAAAACACCUAAACAAAGAGGUACCUGGGGAAAACAGAUAGAGUUUUUCAUAACAUGUGUUGGUUUUGCUGUAGGUUUGGGUAAUGUAUGGCGCUUCCCAUAUCUCUGUUACAAGAAUGGAGGAGGUGCAUUUCUAAUUCCAUAUUUCAUUUGUCUGAUAACCAUUGGCAUCCCUCUCUUCUUCAUGGAAAUCUCUGUCGGCCAGUUUAGUGGACUUGGACCACUCACCAUAUUUCGCCAUUGUCCACCUUUUAAAGGUGUUGGCUACUCCAUGUUGAUUCUUGUGUUCCUCAUUAUAAUCUACUAUAACGUCAUCGUGGCAUAUUCCAUCUACUUCCUCUUUGCAUCCUUCACAUCGUCACUGCCAUGGCUCAAAUGCAACAACAAGUGGAAUACAUGCAACUGUACUGUAAACAUUUAUGGCGACAAGUUCACCAAUAUUGCCGCUACAGACCCCAGCAAUCAAGUACCAUCUCUAAGCGACAUUGAAGGUCUGUUUAAUGAAACUCGUCCUGAGUGCAGACCCAACUUAACAGACUUGAUAACCUUCUCUGGAAAUGUUACUCCAUCUUGGAAAGCCAUCAUUGAUCCAUACUUUUACAACUAUACAUCUAAGACUGCAAGUGAAGAAUAUUUCUUCAAUCAAGUUCUAAAGAUGACUGACAACAUCUAUGAAAUGGUCACAGUGGAAUGGGACCUCAGCCUCUGUCUUCUUCUCGCCUGGUGUAUAGUAUUCUUUGUCCUUGUGAAAGGAAUCAAGUCGUUAGGGAAGGUUGCUUAUUUCACUUCUCUGUUUCCAUAUAUUUUAUUGGCUUGUCUCCUUGGCAAAGGAGCCACACUGGAAGGUUCUUCAGAUGGAAUCUACUAUUACCUACGGCCAGAUGUCUCGAAAUUAAAGAAUGUUCAGGUAUGGGUGGAUGCCGCCGUGCAAAUAUUUUUUUCAGUAAGUACCAGUAUGGGUGGACUGAUCACCAUGGCCAGUUACAACAAGUUCCACAAUAAUACAUUUAGGGAUAGCAUACUACUGCCCUUCAUUAACUGCUUGACCAGUUUCUUAGCUGGGUUUGCCAUUUUCUCUGUGUUGGGGUUUAUGUCAUACAAGAAAGGUGUACCUCUUGACAAAGUUGUCGAAGAUGGUCCUGGCUUAGCCUUUGUGGUUUAUCCUGAAUGUCUUGGAAAAAUGCCUCUUGCUUCAUUAUGGUCAGCAUUGUUCUUCAUAAUGAUGUGGUCUUUGGGUGCCAGUAGUUUGUUCUCCCUGAGCGAAAAUAUUUUUACUAGCAUCACAGACGAGUAUGCGAAAACUCUGCUGAAGUUCAAAAACUCGAUGAUUUUUCGGGUGACCAUCGUCCUUCUUUGUUUCGUUUGUGGCCUGAUCAUGGUGACCAAGUCUGGCCUGUAUUGGUUGAACUUAAUCGACAAUUCCGUGGUUGGAUUACCAUUAAUCAUCAUCGGUUUCUUUGAGAUCAUUUCGUUCCAAUGGAUUUAUGGCAACGUAUCAAAUGACAUCACUCUGAUGUUAGGGAAAAAAACAUUUAUGGUCAUGAAUUUUUGCUGCAAGUUUAUCACGCCCAUCAUUAUGUUCUUGCUGAUAUUAUUUAAGUUUGUGAAAUUCCAGCCAAUAAAAAUGGGUAGUUAUGAGUACCCCAUGUCAGCCCAAGUGAUCGGAUACCUCUUAUCAGCCCUUUGUGUCAUAUUCAUACCAGGAUAUCUUAUAUAUUACUUACUCAGAAACUGCUCGGUUAGUUGGGAUUUUUUUUAAUGUUUUUUUUUUCCC